Molecule: messenger RNA, 835 nt
Organism: Ananas comosus (pineapple)
Lineage: Eukaryota; Viridiplantae; Streptophyta; Magnoliopsida; Poales; Bromeliaceae
Product: 22.3 kDa class VI heat shock protein-like
Exons: 2
Coding region: 75-698 (207 amino acids)
Source: RefSeq, a predicted model, not a curated record
UAUCUUCACCACACUCCUUUAUAUAAACCGAGAAACUAAAGAGUGCACCUCUCUCCCACAUAGAUGCUCAACAAAUGCCGCGGCGAACGGCGAUCGACGUCCGACAGCCGUCCGAUCAGACCAGCAACCGUCAGAAAUGGCGCGUGUCGCUGACAGAAGACGCGUUCGAGUCGUUCAUGGCUCGGUGCGGGGACGCCGGGCGAGAGGUGUUCGGAGAGGGCUCGCUGUUCAGCCCGAUGCUCUUCGGGAAGUUCUUCGAUCCGUCCGACGCCUUCCCGCUGUGGGAGUUCGAUUCCGACGAUUUGCUCUCCGCGCUCCGGUGCAGCUCCAAGACGAGUGUCGAUUGGGCCGAGUCGAGUUCCGAGUUCAUCCUGAGAGCUCAUGUACCAGGUGCGAGGAAAUGCGAGGUGGAGAUAUGUGGUGAAAAGCCUAAGGUAGUGAUGGAGAUAAGUGGGCAGUGGGGGCCGGCGGUCCGCGAACCGGGCCCGAGGGAUUGGCGGUCCGGGCGGUGGUGGGAACGCGGGUUCGUCCGGCGGAUCGAGCUUCCGGAAAAUGCAAACUGGAGGAGGGCAGAGGCAUACAUCACUGAAGAUGAGGAACAUAGCCUUCUCGAGAUCAAAAUUCCAAAGAAUAAUAAUAAUUUUGAUAGCAACACCCACCACACAAGUGGUGGUGGUGGUGGAGAGGGGAAAGAAUAAGAAUAUUUUUGUGUGAGUGACGAUAAUGAUUUGAGCACUUUGAUAUAUAAAUAUAUUUGUAGAGAAAAAAUGUAUUUGAAAAAAGAAAAGAAAAGCUAACAUAUGUAAAGCAAGAUAUGGAUCUCUUUUUUGAUAGA